AUGUCUCUGAGGCUGCUGCUGCUGCUGCUGCUGUGGGGAGGGCCCCUGGCUAAGAGUUCAGACUACAAGCUGCACAUACAGGAGUCCGUGACAGUGCAGGAGAGCCUGUGCGUGACCGUGCCAUGCACAUUUUCCUAUUCCAGAAUGACCUUUGGAUAUCUCUACCUGUCUUGGUUCAGGAAAGGAGUGGAUACAAAGGAUGGUCUUCCAGUGGCCACAAACAAACCAGCACAGAAGCUGCAGGGGAGGACCCAGGGCCGGUUCUUGCUGCCCAUGGGCCUCAACCACAACGACUGUUCCCUGAUCAUCAGAGAUGUCAACAGGAGGGACAGUGGGACAUACUUCCUUCAUAUACAAAAGGGCUUUAGUACACACUCAUAUUCAGAUAAGAUGCUCUCUCUGAAAGUGACAGCCCUGACCCACACACCCAGCAUCCUCAGCCAGGGGACCCUGCAGUCAGGCCACCCCAAGAAACUGACCUGCUUUGUGCCCUGGGCUUGUGAGGAGGGCACGCUCCCCAUCUUCUCCUGGGUGUCAGCUGCUCACACCUCCCUGGGCACCAGGACCAAUCUCUCCUCUGAGCUCACCCUCAUUCCACGGCCCCAGGAUCACGGCACCAACAUCACCUGCCAGGUGUAUUUUCCUCCCACUGGUGCGACUGUAAAGAAAACCACCAAGCUCAAUGUCACCUAUGCUCCACAGAACAUGGCCAUCAGCGUCUUCCAAGGAAACAGCACAGCCUUUGAGAUUCUGCAAACCACAUCCCUUUCCGUCUUGGAGGGUGAAACUCUGCGUCUGCGCUGCGUGGCUGACAGCAACCCCCCUGCACAACUGAGCUGGUUCCGGGGGUCCCCAGCCCUGAACGCCACCCCCAUCUCCAGCACUGAGAUCCUGGAGCUGCCUCGAGUGGGGACUGCAGAAGAAGGAGAGUUCACCUGCCAAGCUCAGCACUGGCUGGGCUCCCAAAGUGUCUCUCUCAGGCUCUCUGUGGUCUACCCCCCACAGCUGCUGGGACCCUCCUGCUCCUGGGAGGACCAGGGUCUGACCUGCAGCUGCUCCUCCCGAGCCCAGCCGGCCCCCUCCCUGCGCUGGCUGCUGGGGGAUGGGUUGCUGAAGGGGAACCACAGCGAAGCCUCCUACAGUGAGGUCACCUCCCACUCAGUGGGACCCUGGACCAACAGCUCCCUGAGCUUCAGCAGGGGACUCAGCGCCGGCCUCAGACUCAGUUGUGAGGCCAGGAAUGUCCACGGGGCCCAGAGCGCCUCUGCCCUGCUGCUGCCAGGUCAGGGGGACUCUCAGGGGCAGAGGCUUAGGGAGAGAGGAAUGGAAAAAGCCCUGAGCUCCUCCCAGCCCUCAGGCCCUAGGGUCCUGGAGCUGCCUCGGAUACAAAUGGACCAUGAAGGAAAAUUCAUUUCCAGAGCUCAGAGCCUGCAGGGCUCCCUUAGCGUCUCCCUGAGCCUCUCUGUGCAACUGCGAAUGGGGGCAUGA
Messenger RNA from Miniopterus natalensis, 1488 nucleotides. The record is from RefSeq and is a predicted model, not a curated record. Lineage: Eukaryota; Metazoa; Chordata; Mammalia; Chiroptera; Miniopteridae.